AUGUUCACUGGCAUUGUCGAAGAUAUUGGCGUUAUUACACGCCUGGACAAAGAUGCCGCCACUGGAAGCGCUGAGAUGACGAUUACCAUCGCGCCCGGGUCAUCUCUUCUCAAGGACUGCCGAGAUGGUGAUUCUAUCGCCGUGAACGGCGUAUGUUUGACUGUGACAUCGUUCAAGGAUGACCACUUCAAUGUCGGCGUUGCACCGGAGACCCUGCGCAUCACCAACCUCGGCGGACUCUCCGAGAGUAGCCGUGUGAAUUUGGAACCUGCCGUCCGUGCUGAUACCCGCAUGGGUGGCCACUUUGUGCAGGGUCAUGUCGAUACCGUUGCCGAGAUUCUGCUUGCCGAACAAGAUGGCAACGCCAUUACCUUUCGCUUCCAGCCCAAGAACCGGGACAUGCUUCGCUACAUUGUCUACAAGGGUUUCAUUGCGAUCGACGGUACCAGCUUGACUGUCACCCAGGUCAACGACAAAGAAGGCUGGUUCCAGAUUAUGCUCAUCUCCUACUCUCAAGAAAAGGUUAUUCUGAGUAAGAAGGUGGCUGGUGACAGUGUUAAUAUUGAGGUCGACAUGAUGGCCAAGUAUGCUGAAAAGUCGCUUGCGGGUAUCCUCGGCUCUGGCUCCGGUGAAUCAAUCCCGCUGCUGGAGAAGAUUGUCGAGAGGAUCGUCGAGAGCAAGCUGAAGCAAUAG
Messenger RNA from Cordyceps fumosorosea ARSEF 2679, 693 nucleotides. RefSeq names its product riboflavin synthase alpha chain. The coding region runs from base 1 to 693 and encodes 230 amino acids. The transcript is spliced from 2 exons. The record is from RefSeq and is a predicted model, not a curated record. NCBI's taxonomy places the organism in Eukaryota, Fungi, Ascomycota, Sordariomycetes, Hypocreales, Cordycipitaceae. Gene Ontology annotation, biological process: riboflavin biosynthetic process. Gene Ontology annotation, molecular function: riboflavin synthase activity.